UGUAAAACUUUUCCAGAAGAUGGCAAAGGCAUGGAUAAGCCAGCUGAAAUGUUUUAUUGAAAGCCAUCCAUAAUACUUAUAAAAUAAAGUUCAUCAGAUACAAGCUUAGAGAUUAUGAUUCAGGGAUUACCUUGGCUAAUCUUGAGCAUCCAGAUAUCGAGGAAGAGCAGUUACUAAGCGAUGAGAUCGCUGGUGAGGAGAGAGGGAUCGACUACAAAUCUGGACCUGGCUUCCUACACCUCCAGACUAUUGGCACGCAACUGGAAUUCGCAGUGGAUGAUAAAAAAAUGAAAGACUUUCUUAUGAUCGAAAAGUAUUACUUCAAAGAUAAGAUCCUGAAGGAUUACAUGUUAGAUUUCAAAUUCUGCACUCCUAAUACGGUCAACACAUGGGAGCAAAUCUACGAUCUGCCUGAUUAAACUGAUGAGGAGAAGGAAAUUAUUGAGAAUCCCUAUGAAAACAGAAAUAUGAGCAAUCUAAAAUCAUUUCAAACAAUUCAUACAUAAUAUCUAGAAUAUACAGUUCUUGUGUCAUAAGAUCAGAGAUAUGGACAAGGGUAUUACACUUGUGGAUGUACAGAUGAAACUCCUGUAGACCUAGCAGGGAAUGAAGAUCUUAUCUCUGGUGAGGACAGACUACUUCGGUACCAGUUUGGCACUGAUUAGCUGAAAAGUAUCGGCACCCUCCUAGAAUUCUCCAUUAG
This is a messenger RNA of Moneuplotes crassus, 703 nucleotides long. NCBI's taxonomy places the organism in Eukaryota, Ciliophora, Spirotrichea, Euplotida, Euplotidae. The record is from the annotation of a GenBank genome assembly.